Molecule: messenger RNA, 2933 nt
Organism: Brienomyrus brachyistius
Lineage: Eukaryota; Metazoa; Chordata; Actinopteri; Osteoglossiformes; Mormyridae
Gene: wls
Product: Wnt ligand secretion mediator
Exons: 12
Coding region: 296-1915 (539 amino acids)
Biological process (GO): Wnt protein secretion; intracellular protein transport; Wnt signaling pathway
Cellular component (GO): endomembrane system; organelle membrane
Molecular function (GO): Wnt-protein binding
Source: RefSeq, a predicted model, not a curated record
AGCCAUGACAUCGCCAUGAGGCGUUAAACGGUGAAACUAUCGAUAAAAAGAGAAGAAACGCGGCUUGAUUUUCCAUCAGCGAAGGUUUAAAAGGGCAGAAAGUGUGAAGCGCGACUCUCCCCAUACGGCGGUCAUGUGAUGAUCCCUUUUCCUCUAUAGUUCACCUACAGAAAGCUGGAAGGCAGCAGAGAGUCGCCACAAUCAUUCUCGGGAUCCGGGGUGGCUGGAUGCGGCCACUCUUCUCUUCCAUUAGCACGUAUUUCUUUUAACUGCGAGGUUUCAGCAAACUUUAAACAUGACCGGGGCAAUUAUCGAAAACAUGAGCACGAAGAAGCUGGUGAUCGUUGGAGUUAUUCUGCUCCUAUUUCAAGUGUUUUCAUUCCUGGUGGGAGGUUUGAUUGCUCCCAGCCCGACGACCGCAGUCCCCUACGUCGCCAUGAAAUGUGUGGAUGGGAGUAAGGACCAUACCGGCUGGUUCAUGCCCUGGGGGCCCGACCAGUGUCAGAAGAUCCGCGACUUCAGCGAGGCCAUGGCCAUGAAGGUGCAGGCCAACGACAUUGUGUUUGCUGUCCACGUCCCGCCACAGAAGAAUGAGAUGAGUCCCUGGUUCCAGUUCAUGCUUGUCAUCUUGCAGUUUGACAUCGCCUUCAACUUCAACAACCAGAUAGAGGAGGGCGCUGUGGCGACCAUCGACGUGCGCCUUGGGUACAGGGACGACACUGUCAGCGAGUGGACGCAAAUGGCCCAAUCCACUGAGGAGCGGAAGCUGAACUGCAACUUCACAGCAGCCAAGACUCCUGAUAAUGAGGGCCGAUACUACGAGUGUGACCUUAUGCCCUUCAUGGAGAUCGGUAGCGUGGCUCACAAGUACUACCUGUUGAAUAUCCGGCUGCCUGUCAAUGAGCGGAGGAAGGUCAACGUGGGGAUUGGGGAGAUCAAGGACAUCCGCCUAGUGGGCAUCCACCAAAAUGGCGGCUUUACCAAGGUGUGGUUCGCCAUGAAGACCUUCCUCACACCCAGCAUCCUAAUCAUCAUGGUGUGGUACUGGAGGCGCAUCACCCUCAUGGCUCGGCCCCCAGUCCUCCUCGAGAAGGUAAUCUUUGCUCUGGGUAUCUCCAUGACCUUCAUCAACAUUCCCGUGGAGUGGUUCUCUGUGGGCUUCAACUGGACCUGGAUGCUGCUGUUUGGGGACAUUCGGCAGGGAAUCUUCUACACCAUGCUGCUGUCUUUCUGGAUCAUCUUCUGUGGAGAGCACAUGAUGGACCAGAUGGAGAGGAAUCGAUUCACAGUGUACUGGAAGCAGAUUGGACCCAUCGCCUUCGGCUCCUUCUGCCUUUUCAUCUUCGACAUGUGUGAGAGGGGGGUCCAGCUGACGAACCCGUUUUACAGUAUCUGGGUCACGGAUGUGGGCACUGAGCUGGCUAUGGCCUUCAUCAUCGUGGCGGGGAUCUGCGCCUGCCUCUACUUCCUCUUCCUCUGCUUCAUGGUCUUCCAGGUCUUCCGCAACAUCAGUAGCAAGAGGAGCUCCUUGCCGGCCAUGUCCAAAGCCCGGCGCCUGCACUACGAGGGCCUCAUCUUCAGGUUCAAAUUCCUCAUGCUGGUCACUCUGACGUGUGCAGCCAUGACGGUGAUCUUCUUCAUCGUUAGCCAGGUAAACGAAGGCCACUGGCACUGGGGUGAUUAUACAGUGCAGGUGAACAGCGCCUUCUUCACGGGCAUCUACGGCAUGUGGAACCUCUACGUCUUUGCCAUCAUGUUCCUGUACGCACCCUCCCACAAGCGCUAUGGCAACGACCAGUCCAAUGGUGACGUCGGCGCAAACAGCGGCGAGGACGUGCAGCUCACCACCACGGUCACCCAUGUGGACGGACCCACCAAGAUCUACAGAAUGGCCCGGAAGGAGGCGCAUGAGUAGCCCGGCGGUCUGCCCUCCCCGCCCAGCAGGAGGUGCCGUGUCCUGGAGAUUUCACCAUGCGCGAAACUUUAUUAGCUACUACUGUCACUCCUGCGACGUUUAAUCCUGUACACUGCCCACAUUCAGCCCGACUGCAAACCCCUAAAAUGUUUUUAAACAUUUUCUAGUCUGUCGAGCAGUUUACGUUUUCUGGCACACCCCUAAGCCCCCCCCCCCCCCCCCAACCACCUGAAAAUGCCAUGCAGUUUCACCUGGAGGUUGAGAAGGUUUUAUCACGCCAUCUAGUGGUGGUUUGAGAGGUUGAAAAACAUGCCGAUCUGUGUCCGGUCAUCUCAUGCUCCAUUUGAGGGAAGUGUUUAUGUGCUUUUGAGGGGGGUGGGAGCGGGAAUGGAACUGAAGAGAGUGACAGAAUUAAUUUCUGCAGUUAUUAUCUGCUUAACUACCUUCCAGGUGGGGAAGGUUUUGAGCGAAAAAAUGCGCAGUUUUUCAUGAAAGUAAAAGCCUUGCAUGUGAGUUGCACAAUUUUAACGGGACCCCUCCUCUAAUGGACUGAGGUUAUUGCCGAUCUCUUGUACAGCAAACCUUUUCCCAGUGGUGUCGAUUUCAGCGUUUUAUACAGUUCCACCUGCUUGUCGCUCUGUUUCCCCUUUUAGUCUCCUAAUGAAGCUGAAAUGUACUGCACAGGUAUGUACGGGAGCCUCCCCAUCAGCUUUAGCUGCUGAGGUUUUAGCGGGAUUUCAUGGAGGGCGGUGGGGAUGGUGUGUAUUUCCCGAAUUAGCUGAUGCCCCGAUGACUUAUGAUACGUGCUAAUUUCACUAUGUUGCAGUGUAGAGGUAUAUUUUUAUAAAUCGCUCAUUUGUAUGUGUAGGGAAGUCUCGUGUAGAUGUAUCACCAUUUGUUGGUUGACAGCUUCUUGACCAUCUCUUCCAGAUGCUAUUAAGAUGUUUGUAUUACACAUUUUGGGAGUAUAGAUGUUUGCUUUUAUGCUAAUUUAAAUAAAGCAUUUGCUUCACGUUUU